Messenger RNA from Physella acuta, 735 nucleotides. RefSeq lists its product as uncharacterized. The record is from RefSeq and is a predicted model, not a curated record. Lineage: Eukaryota; Metazoa; Mollusca; Gastropoda; Physidae.
AUGGAAGGACAACAACGGUCCCCAGAUUGGGUGAAAACAUCGCCCGACAAACUGGCCACAUUUGUCGCCAGGGACAACAACCUGCGGCACUCUGGCCUUUUUGGUCGUGGAGAAGUCUCCCACCUGGCCAGUCUCCCACCUGGCCAGUCUCCCACCUGGCCAGUCUCCCACCUGACCAGUCUCCCACCUGACCAGUCUCCCACCUGGCCAGUCUCCCACCUGGCCAGUCUCCCACCUGGCCAGUCUCCCACCUGGCCAGUCUCCCACCUGGCCAGUCUUACACCUGGCCAGUCUCCCACCUGGCCAGUCUUACACCUGGCCAGUCUCCCACCUGGCCAGUCUCCCACCUGGCCAGUCUCCCACCUGGCCAGUCUCCCACCUGGCCAGUCUCCCACCUGGCCAGUCUCCCACCUGACCAGUCUCCCACCUGGCCAGUCUCCCACCUGGCCCGUCUCCCACCUGACCCGUCUCCCACCUGGCCAGUCUCCCACCUGGCCAGUGUUACACCUGGCCAGUCUCCCACCUGGCCAGUCUCCCACCUGGCUAGUUUCCCACCUGGCCAGUCUCCCACCUGGCCAGUCUCUCACCUGGCCAAUCUCUCGCCUGGCCAGUCUCCCACCUGACCAGUCUCCCACCUGGCCCGUCUCACACCUGACCAGUCUCCCACCUGGCCAGUCUCCCACCUGGCCAGUCUCCCACCUGACCAGUCUCCCACCUGGCCCGUCUCACACCUGA